This is a messenger RNA of Homarus americanus (American lobster), 3801 nucleotides long. RefSeq names its product NADPH-dependent diflavin oxidoreductase 1-like. Gene Ontology annotation, biological process: retrograde vesicle-mediated transport, Golgi to endoplasmic reticulum. Gene Ontology annotation, molecular function: flavin adenine dinucleotide binding; NADPH-hemoprotein reductase activity; FMN binding. The record is from RefSeq and is a predicted model, not a curated record. Gene Ontology annotation, cellular component: endoplasmic reticulum; SNARE complex; cytosol. The transcript is spliced from 2 exons. The coding region runs from base 1060 to 2973 and encodes 637 amino acids. Lineage: Eukaryota; Metazoa; Arthropoda; Malacostraca; Decapoda; Nephropidae.
UGUCAGGUCUUAUAAGGCGGGGGUAGGCGUGGGUUGAUAGUUGACCUCCGUUAUGUAAGGCGGCGUUGGUUGACCUAGACCACGAGGCAUACACUGGGGAAUCCGCAGGGUCGGCUACACAGCGACAAAUGCGUUUGUAGGGGAGGAAUCCACUACACUGUGUCACGCACCCACGUCGAGAAAUUAAAUGUCAAUGAUACUCAACUCAAAAUAGGAAAGCUCCAGCUAAAAUAUAUGAAAUGUGUGUGCGGUACAGUUGCCAGAUAAGGUUUAACCUCAAUAACAUCGUUAUCUAGUGGCUGCGUCUAGAAGCUAUUCAUGACGUCAUAGACGUUGAUGUGACUUCAUGAGUGAUAUUUUUACGUUUUCCCUUUAUUUUAGACAUAUCAAUCUUCAUCUAUGUAUGCAUGUAGGUAUAAAAUUAAGAAUUUCUUGGUAUAAUGACAGCAAAGUUAAACUGAAAUAUAAUGGCGUCAUCAAUAAUUUUACUAAUUAUAUAAUGGCUAUUCCUGGCUGUAGUCCAAGAUUUUGAAAACAAGUAGACGACAACAUGACGUCACAGAAGUACGACUGCAGCGUCAUCCAUAAAAUGACGUCACUGUCUUGAGGUCCCAGCUACCCACUACGUCACACUCAGUCUGUCUCAACAACAUUGUUCUUCGUUAUUAUCAGCCAAAAAGCUUUUAACUGUUUCUUGGAAAUGAAUUGUAUAACUAUUAAUUUCAAACCCCAUGACUUCUAAUGGAUUUAAAGUUUAUAUAUUAAAGACAUAUGUAACAAAAAAAGAUAGUUUUCUCUCAUGAAACAAAAAAUAAUGAAAAGAAAUUUUGCUGGAUAAGAACAAAUAUUAUGUAAACAGGCUGAAAGUUAGAGACCUUUAACAGAGAGAGAGAGAGAGAGAGAGAGACAUAUACUCUUGGUACAAGUUAGAGACCUUUAACAGAGAGAGAGAGAGAGACAUAUACUCUUGGUACCGAUAAACAGGGAGAGACAGAUAAAAGUCAGUCAACAAGGUGGUCAUAGACGUGAGACCGACGGCACAGUCCCUACUACACCACGAUGGAUCCACCAGCUUCAAGAUCUCGACUAGAAAUCAACUUUAUACGACUACUCGAGGAGACACAACAAAUGGCUAAUGGGAACAAGCAAAAGGACUGGACGUUUGAGAAGUUGAUGAAUGAUCGGAGGCUGGUUAUCCUCUUUGGGAGUCAGACAGGAACAGCUCAGGAAGUGGCUGAAAGAAUUGGGAGAGAGUCCCGACGCUACUAUUUUAUUCCCAUAGUCUCUGCAAUGGAUGAUUACCCUGUUGAAGACUUGACCAAGACACCAUUGGUGGUGUUUGUUGCCUCAACCACUGGUCAGGGUGAUGACCCAGAUAACAUGAAAAUAUUCUUCAGAACUCUUUGGUCACAGAGGAAGAACAGGCAGCUGUUAGUUAACCUUAAGUUUGGAGUUAUUGGGCUUGGGGAUUCUUCGUAUCAGAAAUUUAAUUUUGUUGCCAAAAGACUUAAUAAUUUAAUAACAUUCUUAGGUGGUCAACCCAUUUUAAAGCUUGGGCUCGGGGAUGACCAACAUGACCUGGGGCCAGAUUUUGUGAUAGAUCCGUGGUUAAAAAGUUGGUGGAGUCUGGUGCUGGAGCUUCACCCUCUACCAGAAGGGAGGAAACCUCUCAGUGCCUCUGUGCUUCUACCACCUAAAUACAAGGUUAAAAUUUUUAAUGCAGACGCCAGCAAAUAUGAUCAUGUUCAGGACAACUGUGUGUCGGGGUCACAAGGUGAAGCUUGUGCAGCCAGUCCGUGCAGUGCAAAAAUUACUAUGAACAGAAGAGUUACAUCCUCGGAUUUCUUUCAAGACGUCAGACUCAUAGAGUUUGAUAUAACCGGCAUCAAAACAAAACAUAAACCGGGUGAUGUUCUCGUGGUGCAGCCUCAGAAUUUAGAAGAACACGUCGAUGAGUUCAUUAGCCUUCUUGAUCUAGAUCCAGAUGAAUUGUUUUAUUUAGAAUCAAAUGAUCCUAAUGUCUCCUUACCUCCAGCUGCUGUACUACCAAGGCCAUGCACAAUGAGAGAAUGUGUACAAAAAUACUUUGAUAUUUUAGCCAUUCCUAAAAGAUAUUUUUUUGAGCUGUUGGCAUUGUUCACAAAGGACGAAAAUGAGAAAGAGAAGUUCCAGGAAUUUUCCUCAGCAGAGGGACAACAAGACCUUUAUGACUACUGCAACAGACCCAAGAGAAGUAUCAUGGAGGUGUUAGCUGACUUUCCUCACACAAGACACAAUAUUCCUCUGGAGUACUUGUUUGAUCUCCUCCCUUCCAUUAAGCCUAGAUCUUAUUCAAUUGCAUCCUCUAGCCUUGCAUUACCAAACAUAGCUCAACUUCUCGUCGCUGUGGUCAAUUAUCGCACUGUUCUCAAGCGACCGAGAUUAGGUUUGUGUACAAACUGGCUGGCUAGACAGAGUGUGGGAAAUCGUGUACCCGUUUGGAUUAAGCCGGGAACUUUAACUUUCCCGUCUCUCACUUCUGGGGCUGUACCGCCCGUGGUGAUGAUUGGUCCUGGAACGGGAUGUGCCCCAUUCCGUGCAUACAUACAGGAGAGAGUAGCGAGUGGUCAUCAUAAAGAUAUAAUUAUGAUAUUUGGAUGUAGAAAUAAAGACAAGGAUUACUUCUUUAAGGAGGAAUGGGAAGCACUGGCGAAGGAACAGAAACUGGAGCUUUAUUGUGCUUUUUCUCGUGAUCAGGAAGACAAGAUUUAUGUACAGCACAAGAUGAGAGAGAACGCUUCCAAGCUCUGGACUCUCAUAGGAACACAACGAGCAAUGAUUUACUUUGCUGGGAAUGCCAAAAGGGUCCCAAUCGACGUGUACGAAGCCCUGACGUACAUAUGUGAGAAGGGCAGAGGUCAAGGGACACAGGACGCUGAGCAGUACAUGAAGAAGGAUGUAGAGAAGCGUUAUCAGACGGAAACUUGGGCAUAAAAGAACUUUAAUGUAACUCUAUGAACAUCAAAGUAAGGGAACACCUUUGUAUGAAAUUUUAAGAGAAUGAACAUAAGGAUAUAGACACAAAAGAAGAAAGGAGACAUAAUUAUUUGUGCCUAAAAAUAUUAAACAGCGAGAGAGAUGUCAAUAUAUUUUUUGUAUUUUUUUAUGGUCAAUGAGUGUUCAAUGAUAUAUUAUGUUGCCUUAUAUUGUACUAACUUAAAAAAGAGAUGAAGCAAACAGAGACAGACCAGUUGAGAUGAUAUGAACAAAUUAUUAUAUCAGGACCUAACUAUUAUAGACAAUUAGAGUAUUGUACUUAUAUUACUAUGUAAUGUCUGAAUCUAUAACAUGUGUGGCUUUGUAAGGUAUCAGGUACUGUGUAUAAUAUUUAGAGUUGUAUAAUUACGUGUAAAUUUGAAUUAUAUAAAAUGUAAAUUCUCUGUACAUUAUGUAAAGUGUGGAUAUAAAUGAAAUAUAAAAUUCUACGAUGCUUGGCUUGAUGAGAUAUAAAAUUAUGUUAAGUUUUAUGUAUAGAUAACAUAAUAUUGUACCCCCACUACAUGGAAAGCCUGGUUCUCUCCAUAGGAUGUGGUGUGGUGUGGUGUAGUGUCGGGUAACACUACAGGCUACUCAGUAAAUUCUCCUGCAAAUAAGGCUUUAUGUCAUGAGCAGUUUAGCGGGCAGACUCAUACUUAUUCAUUAAUGAGAAUUUUAUCACAAAACUAUGCAUUGUAAAUAGAUUGAGAUGGGCUAUCCUGUAUUAAAUAAUAUUAAAUAUGUAAGAUGUUAGUGUAUAAGAAAUACAGGUAUACAGUAUUUAUG